Molecule: messenger RNA, 3099 nt
Organism: Emiliania huxleyi CCMP1516
Lineage: Eukaryota; Haptophyta; Isochrysidales; Noelaerhabdaceae
Exons: 1
Coding region: 1-3099 (1032 amino acids)
Biological process (GO): monoatomic ion transmembrane transport; chemical synaptic transmission; nervous system process
Cellular component (GO): membrane; synapse; neuron projection
Molecular function (GO): transmembrane signaling receptor activity; neurotransmitter receptor activity; extracellular ligand-gated monoatomic ion channel activity
Source: RefSeq, a predicted model, not a curated record
AUGCACCCUUGGGACCGCGCGCAAAUCGCGCAUUGGCUCGUGGAGACGUGCUGCGUGAGCGUAGAGGACGCGUCGGCCUACGCCGACGCUCUCGUCUCCGCCGGCUUCGACUCGCCGCUCGCGCUGAGCGUGGCGCAUGGCGCCGACUGGCCAGCAGUCGUCCGGCUCGGCCACCAGCGCGUUAUCCAGCACAUGGCCGGCCAGCAUCUGCCGACUCCGCUGCCACCUCCACCUUCGCCACCGCCUUCGCCGCCGAUGCCCAAGCUUCCGCUCACUACCGGCAUCGUUGCCGCCGUUGGCGAGAAGGCGACAGAAGGAGCUUGGGAUCUCGGCCGCCGCUUCCGACCGCGGCAGAAGCUGUCUGCGCCCGCCUACACCGCCGCCGGCCUGUGCCGUGUGGUGCGUGUGCGAGCCGUGGUUGAGCGGCUGCUGAACAUAGACUUGAAGGGCAUGACCUUCACCGCCAAUCUCAAGUACGAGGCGAGCUGGACGGACGGCGACAUCCUGCCGAUGCUGCGAAAGCUGCAGCCCGAGGACGACCCGCUGCAUAAGACGCGUGCGAGCGGGGAGUCGGAGGCGGACAGGGCGGAGAGGCAGCAGCGGCAGGAGAAGCGGCUGAACGACCUGCUCGACGACAAAAAGUCUGGGCAGAAGGACCUAUACUUCACCGGCCUGGACGGGGAGAGGUUCUUCGCGCCGCGCCUCUACUUUCGCAACCUCGCCGAGUCCGGCGAGACCGAGACUUGGCUCAAGAUCUACCUCGACCCGUCCUGCGACGACUCGGUGGUGGUCUGCCUCUCGAGCAAGUGCACCGGCACCUUCCAGGAGCAGUUCGAGCUCGAGCACUUUCCCUUCGACGAGCAGGACCUCACGAUGGAGAUGGCGUCGGAGCACGCUCGAGAGGACGGCUCCGGCUUUUCCGUCCAGCUGGAGCGCAACGACAACGACAUGUACCGCUCCUUUGUCAUCACGCGCGGGUUCCUCCAGUCGAGCUCGUACACCCUGAAAGAGCGGCUGCGCUUCACGCGCGAUACCACUCUGCCCAGCGAGUCCAACUCGGGCAAGACGUACCCGCUGCUGCAGAUCGGGAUGCGCGUACGGCGGCACUCGUUCUUCUGGAUCUUCUCGGUGGUGGUGCCCCUCUUUUUCCUCACCACGGCACUCGCCACCUCCUUCGUCGUGAACGAGGACGAGUUUGCUGACCGCGCCUCCAUCACCCUCACCGCGCUCUUAGCGAUCGUCGCCUUUCAGCCGGUCAUCGCCGACCGGCUGCCCGACGACUGCAACACGAUGACCCUCGUGGACCUCUACGUGUUCAUCUGCUUCGCCUUCGCCUUCAUCCUCAUCAUGGUGCAGUCGGUCAAUGCCAUGUACGUCAACUCGUCGGACACAGACCUUCUCGAGCCAACCUAUGCCGAGGAGAUCGGCGGUAAGCCGUACCGCAUCUCGUCGCCGUUCGUGGUGACCAUCUGCGUGUGGGUCGGCUUCCACCUCUUCAUCGGGCUCUACGUCUACAUGAUUAUCAAGUGGAGGCGAUCUCGCUCCAGGUUUUGGAAGUCGCAGAACAACGUGCUCUGGCUGGGCCCGCUCAACGCGGACCUGAUCGGGCCGCGGGGCGAGAGGACGAGUUCGGACAAGGACGAGAGGAAGAAGAAGGUCGAGCAAAUCAUCUGCAGCAGGCUGCGCGAGCUGCCCGCCCUCCGGGCGCAAGGACACCACGUCAAGGGCGCCAGCCUCUGGAACAUCGAGGACGCGCAGGAGCAGCUGCGGCAGGAGCACGACAAGAACGAGCGGCUGCACUUGCGGCUGUUGGACUGCCUGCUCCGAUUGGACGGCACUUUGGCCCGACUGCUGAGUCCGACGGCGCCAAAGCCGUCGAGCACGUGCGCCCUCGUCGUGAUGGAUACAGCCCGCGGCGCGGAGGCGCUCCUCGACCUUGUCAAGGAGGAGCCGGAGCGGUGGAGCGCCUUUGUGGAGGAGGUCGAGAUGGAGGUGGCCCUGGCGACGGCGCCGGACGAGCGCGCCAAGGCGCUGCUGACUGAGCUCUUCGCCUCGCACGACCAUGAUUGGACCAUCCCCGACAAGGUGAAGGAGACGCUGGAGAAGCUCCGCGUCUCGCGCAGCGUCGCACCGCGACUGGAGCGGCUCAAGAGUCUUGAAGUGAGCGAGGAGCAGCCGCCGUCCGGCACAGAGAGCCGCCCUCCAUUGGUCAAGAGGGCGAGCGAUGGGUCCCUGCUCUCUCUGUCCUCCCGCCACUUCAAGCCCGCCACGGGCCGGGUGCGGCUCGAGGCCCUCAACCCGAGCUGGAUCUCUCUGCUCGACGAGUUCCGCCCGCUCCCGCCGCGGCGCGAGCCGCUCUUGUCUCUCGGCCCGUUGGCGUCGAGUAAGCUGUGCAGUGCCGACCUCGACAUAGUGUGGCCCAGCGGCGGAGUCGGCGCGAGGCCGGCGUAUUUGGAGUUCUCCGAGGUUGCAGCAGUCACGAUCCCGCGCGCGAGCCGGGCAGCGAACCAGAUUCCGGAGGAGGCAACGCAUUUUGCGUACGUAUCGAUCACAUCUGCAAUGCUUGCGGCGGGCGAGGAGGCGAGACAGCCGCGGCUGAUCCUCCCUCACGGCGGCUUUGCGUAUUGGAGCCAGCAGCCUUACGAGCAGGGUGAGGCCGAGGACUCUCAGCGCAAGAUCUGCCGGCCGGCUCUGGUCACGCGGAUCACAGAGGGGCCGGGCAUGUCCUUCCACCGCAGGGUGCUGACCAAAGAGGAGCACGGCGCGCUCAAGGACUACCAGCUCCUGCCGGUCACGCUGCCCUCCCUCCGCCAGAUCAAGGUGCGUCGCUUCUGCUGGAUACCGCCCACAUGCCCGCGGGCCGGCAAGACGGACUGCCACUGCGUGCGGCAGCUCGAGUUGGGCUCGGCCCUCAUCUGCCCGCACGGCGGUUUUGCAUACACCUACUCAGAUGACGAUAACAAGCACACGAGAAAGUUCGACUGCGUGAUGAGGCUGAAGCUGCCGUCGCAGGACUUGCCCCCAGCCCGUUCCGAGUGUAUUUCCCGGCCGCAUCAGAUUGAUGCGGCACUGAGCCGUGUCAGUGUUAGAGCGGACUGA